Molecule: messenger RNA, 480 nt
Organism: Zophobas morio
Lineage: Eukaryota; Metazoa; Arthropoda; Insecta; Coleoptera; Tenebrionidae
Exons: 3
Coding region: 1-465 (154 amino acids)
Source: RefSeq, a predicted model, not a curated record
AUGGUACAGGUAACUUGGAGAAUCGGCAUACCGAUUGAAUUACGUGAUCAAAGCAUCACCAUAGGGACUGUCGUAAAAGCUUUUUAUUUAUUACCAACGAACAGCACUGACUACACACAACCCUCGAUCGAUUAUGUCAGAAAAAAGCGUUCUUCUACAAGAUGGGUUACUUAUAAACUCAUCGAGAAUUUUUUGCAAAGAAGUGGUUAUGGUGAUGGAAAAGCUUGUCUUCUGAGAAGCAUUUGCGAGGUAGCCGCACAGCCUUUCGAAAGGAAAACGGGAAUUUUAGCCGAAAUAAUCCACGCAGUUCUGACACCGUCGUCGACUCGUGAACCUCUCGACAAUCAUUCGAACUGCGAGUAUCACGCAGCUGAAAAAUUUGGAAGAGAAGUCGACAAUUGCGCCGUUUUGUUUCCGGAAUGUCCUCUCAAUUUUUUCCAGCAGUUUACGAGAAUGUUAGAGUAAAACAUACAUAAUAGA